UUGGACGCGGCAGGAACUCAAGUUACCAGCACUCCGUUUGCGUUACCACUACUCUUCUACACCUAGCGUUACCUUUCUGUUUUACACUCGUACACGAUUCCGCUUUACGUUACGUGUGAUAUGUAUGUUAUUUACAAGUGUCAGUGCCAAAGAGAGAGAGAAACUGUGAUCCACCUCCGACGAUAAGCGACGGCGAUUUUUUUACAAGUGCAAAAGCAGACGACAAGAAGAUACCUGGAGAGAACUAACGGAUUCGUCAGAUGCCGCCCCCACAAAUGCGUGUGGAGAGUUUAAAAAAAUAAGGAUCGAGAGGAAAGCCAGUCCGCUGAGGACGAGCGUGAUGUUAGCAGUCGCCAGAGGUUUAAACGCUUUGGCGGGUUCCAGAAGGCGUGUGGGGUGAACUGAAUGCAAGGGCAGGACACGAACCUGGUCGUGAUCAUAUGGCGUGUGCUUCACGGAUAUUUUAAAAGGGUGCAACAGCGUCACGCAUGCGUCCCACGCCGGGUUGCCCUGCCGGGGGAUUUCUGGAGGAUCGACAAGAGAAGAGCUGCCGCCUUCCUGUCUCGUCCACGCUAUAAUGUCAGCUCGCGCAGAAAGGAAGUAUGACUCUUACGACUACCCCGUGUGAAUUGGACACGAUGAGCCUCUUCCAAGACCUGAAGCUGAAGCGAAGGAAGGUGGACUCUCGUUGCAGCAGUGAUGGAGAGAGCGUGGCCGAUACGAGCACGUCUUCGCCUGACAUGGUUGGCCCUGUUUCUCCGUGCGCGAAGGGCACUGCUGAAAUAGCCAGGCAGUCACCGAGUCCCGCCCUGAGAGACAGGACCUCUCCCGACUCCGCUUUGCCAGAGGCGUCGAGGUCAGUGGCGGAGCCGUUGAAGGAAGAGGAUCCCGAGGAAGCACGAAUAGCGAGCCAGGGCGAAGGUGGCGACAAUAGCGUGUUCGACGGCGGCGGCAGGACGCACUCGCCCGCCUUCUGGAUGGCGGCCGCCGGCGUGGGCGUGUGCCGCAUCAACGGCGUGCGGCCCGAGCUGAUCGGCGGCGGGCUCGUGCGCUUCCCGCCGCACCACCCGCACCCGCAGCCACAGCCGUCUCCGCAGUACCACCAGCUGACGCCGCAGCAGCCGACGAUCGGCCCGACUGAAAUGAAGCCGCCGUCGCGAGUGAUGGCCGGAUCGUCGGCGACGCCCAACGUGCUACGGCCGCCCCCGACUGUCAUAAUGGGCGAAGCCGGAGGCGUGCGGACGAUGAUCUGGUCGCAGCCCGCCGCGACGGUCGUCGAGUCUCUGCAGCACCAGCCGCAGCAGCAGCAGCAGCAACAGCAGCAGCACCCGCAGCAGCCGCCGCACCAGCAGCUCGUGGCGGCCGCGUCCACGUCGGGCUGGUCCACGUCCAGCUCGUCGACGUCGAGCGGCAACAGCGAGGAGUCGUCGGCGGCGCAGAUGCUGCUCAACCUGGGCCAGGAGCAGCAGCCGCUGGCGCAGGCGCCGCCGCAGCAGCCGGCGCAGCACUUCCCGCCGCAGGUGCGGCCGUUCGCGACGCCGCUCAACAUGGAGCGGCUGUGGGCGGGCGACCUGACGCAGCUGCCGUCGGCGCUGCAGCAGGCGCACGCGCUCAACCUGACGGCGGCCGCCGGCUCCGGCGCGAGCUGGCCCGCCGCGCCACCCCGGGCCUCCGACGAGGAGUCGAAGUUCGUGCUGGGCAUGCACCACCACCAGCACCAGCACCAGCAGCCGCAGGCGCAGGCGCACCCGCCGCUGCCGCCCGCGCAGCACCACGACGACCAGGAGGACGAGGAGCAGCCCAUGAUCUGCAUGAUCUGCGAGGACAAGGCCACCGGCCUGCAUUACGGAAUCAUCACCUGCGAAGGGUGCAAAGGCUUCUUCAAGCGCACAGUUCAAAAUCGUCGAGUGUAUACAUGUGUUGCUGAUGGAAACUGUGAGAUCACGAAGGCACAAAGAAACCGCUGUCAGUACUGUCGCUUCAAGAAAUGCAUUGAGCAGGGUAUGGUGUUGCAAGCUGUUCGAGAGGACCGGAUGCCAGGAGGUCGCAAUUCUGGAGCGGUGUAUAACUUGUAUAAGGUGAAGUACAAGAAGCACAAGAAGAAUCCCAAGAACGGGCAGGGGAAGGUGCAAACGGACAAACAGAAGGCACUGGGACUGUCAGAGCAUGGUAUUUCUCCUCAUCUGGUGAAUGGCACCAUUCUCAAGACUGCACUUACAAAUCCUAGUGAGGUUGUCCAUUUGAGACAGAGACUGGACAACGCUGUUAGCUCAUCAAAAGACCGCACAUUUCCUAUGGAGGUGACACUUGGGAUGAUUCAGACACUUAUUGAUUGUGAUGAAUUUCAGGACAUUGCAACAUUAAGAAACUUGGAUGAACUUCUUGAUCAUAAAUCAGAUCUCUCAGAGAAAUUAUGUCAGAUAGGUGACUCAAUUGUCUACAAACUGGUCCAGUGGACGAAACGCCUUCCUUUUUACUUGGAGUUACCUGUAGAGGUUCAUACGAGGCUCUUGACUCACAAAUGGCAUGAAUUGUUGGUUCUAACAACAUCUGCGUAUCAAGCAAUGCAUGGAGUUCAUAAACUUGCUAACGACAGUAGUGAAGCGGACUUCACUCAGGAGGUAUCAAACAAUCUGUGUAUCCUGCAGACAUGUCUCACUUCAAUGAUGGGCCGUUCAAUAACAAUGGAUCAGUUGAGACAAGAUGUAGGGUUGAUGGUGGAAAAGAUAACGCAUGUUACUCUCAUGUUUCGCAAAAUUAAACUGCAGAUGGAAGAAUAUGUCUGCUUAAAGGUCAUCACAAUGUUAAAUCAAGGUCGAGGUAGCACGACGGAACUGGAAGCAAUUCAGGAGCGGUAUACUAUGUGUCUCAGAAGUUUUGUGGAAAACAAAUUUCCACAGCAGCACUCUCGUUUCCACGACCUUAUUCUGCGGUUACCAGAGGUACAGUCAGCAGCUACUUUACUGCUGGAAAGCAAAAUGUUUUAUGUUCCGUUCCUCCUGAACUCUGCCAUUCAAAGGUAGUACAUCAACAAAGCAGAUAGCAGUAUUUACGAGCAGAACUGUGACAAUCGAUCGAGGACUAGUGACCGUAAUGUGACUAUUAAAUCUAAAAUAUGUAUUUGCACUUCACAGAAAUCUCUCUCAGACUUUUAUGAUACAAAAAAGUGAGAUAGAUAGUUGCACUACUGCUAUGUAAUACUUCUUCCCAGUCUCUGGAAAUAGUGUGGUUUUGUUGAGCAGCUGCAAGAUGAGGCCAGUGAGGAAACUGAAUCAGUUACCAUAACCAUUACUGGAGAAGGCUUUUGUACUGGUUGCCAAUUUGAAUAAAAAAUAAAUAUUUGAUUUUACGAGUCAGAUAUGAACUGUUAGGGAAGAACGUACUAGAAUUUAUUCAUUAAUAAAAUUGUUACCAUAUUGAGAAUAGACUGCUGUUUCAUGAAGACUGGUGUUUUAGCCUUUGCCAGGCUGAAAUUAUACAAGAAAAGCAUUCAAAGGCUAAAGUGAGACUAAGUUAGAUUAAUCGUAGGAAAAAAGUAAUUUACAAAUAAGAAGUAUAUUUUGCAGAAGACACAUGUGGUAAUGAGAUGCCUGUAUCUCAUAUAUAUGUAUAUGUUUACUAUUAAUGACAGAGCAGACAUGUGAUGGAAGCCACAUUUAUAAAUGGGUGAAUGACCAUUUAAAUUCCUAUACUGUUGUUACCAUUACAGUUUGUUGGAAAACAUUGUUGUAACCAAAGUAUUCUUACGCUGCCUUAAGUUACCGGAGACCUCCCAGAAGGGACAUAAUUUAAAUUCUAAUUAAAAUGGCUGAAAUGACAUUUGCCCCUGUAUAGUAUUCUCAGUUUCAAUUUUUUCUGUUAUACUGUUAUAGUGAUAUUUCCAUUUACCAUUUACAGUAGUACUUCACUGAAUGAAUGACAUAAUACCAUUUAGCGCACUAUUACUUUGGUAUAACUUCUCUUAAUUUUGGAGUAAUGUCAAAGCGAAACAGUAAAGACUCUCAUUCUUAAAAUAAAAAUAGGAAGUUACCAGCAUCAUGCAAAUGUAAUUUUAAGAAAUAUGUUCCUUUUUUUAUAAUUAAACAAUUAUUUUGAAUGGAAUAUUGAAGUAUUGUAUAAAUGAUUAUACAAAUUUUUCUUCUUUUUUGUUUUUAUUUGUUUGUGUACAGGAGAUGGCACAUUACACUGAUUUAAAGGGAUGAACCCUUUAAACACUACAGUCUGUAAAGAUUUUUGGGUCUCUGUCACAAAUAUUAGAUUUGACAAUGACAACUCAUCCGACAGAAUAAAAACAUUGAAGUACAAAAAAUGAAACUAAAAAAUUUUGGUACAAAAGGAUUUUGACAGAAAUAAUUUCCACAAAUUAAUGUAAUUGUAUGCUUUGAAUGGCAUUACUUUUGUGAAGUAAUGUUGUAGAUCAUUACUAUUUGAAAUUUUUUUAAUGCCUGCAAACGUUAGUAAUUUAUGGAUGUACAAAAUUGCCUUUAUAAUUCUAUAUAGACACUGUAUAUUGUUUUGUGUUUGGAACUUUCCAUAACUUCAUAUUAGUUGAAUUUCAGGUUAUAGUUGUUUGUUACAUUCUUUUAAAUAUUUUUGAUUUUAUUACCAAAAGGCACAAAUGGAAUGCUAAUGCUGUUAAUGCCUUUGUGGCACUGCUUCAAAAAUAUGUUUGUAACUAUCUAAAGUUAAGCAAAUGUUUUGACUCUCAUUAAAUGAAAUGAAGAAAUACGUGGUGCUAGGUCUCCAGAGAGAAAUAAAUUUGGUUAACAGUCUUUUAAUGACUAUAAAUGAUUAAAAUGUAAGAUUAAAAAAGAAACUAAUGUGAAGCUUUGAAAAAGCUCCUGUUGUUGCCUUGUGUUGUUCAGAAUUAUAAAGUGUUAUCAAUUGCAUGUCAUUGUUAUCUGAAAUGUAAAUAAUAUGUUAGUAUAUUUGAAAGUUUUAUUUUAAAGAAUGACAGUAUCUGAAAGGAGUUCUGGUGUACUUCAAAGAAGUCUGUUUUUAAUGCAAAAUAGCCCAGAGAACCUAAACAUAUACAGUUUGUUUAAUGAGUAUGGAGAGUACUCAAUUACAUUUUAACCACAUUUGGUAUCACUACAUUUCAAGCAAUGCUGCCAUGAAAACAAAAAUGUGAAUGUGUACAGUUUUUCAUAAUACCAGAGUACUUAAUCAGUCACAAAAAGUGUACACAUGGGUAAUAGUUUUACCCAUUGUUUUCCAAAUCCAAAAAUGUUGAAUAAAUAAAAAACUUUUAAAGCUUUUGUUAACCCGGUUAGAUUGUAUCUCUGAUAUGUUACAUCAUCCUUGUUUAAGAAACGAGCAUCAGAAGAAUAUUUCUACAGUGACAUUAUUUAGUGGUCUUGUGUGAAACAACUCGUAACUUAAAAUUAUCAGUAAAAUUUUGUUGCAUCUCUGUAUGUAAGCCUGUCUCACAUGAUAGUGUUUUGAUCUUCCUCAGAAUAAACCUGGUACAAUGCAAAUUAAUGUAUUUUAUAUUAAUAAUAUAAAUGAUCUCAACAGUUGAAACCUUUAAAGUCGUAUUCUACAUCUACAUUUAUACUGUACAAUCCACUUUUCAAUGUAUGGUGGAGGGUAUCUAAUAUUUGUGGCAAAACAUUAUAAUCUCAUACUGUGAUGAUCCAGAAUUUGUGCGAAUAUACAGUUUUACCCUCUUUCCAACCUGCAUUUUAAGUCUCUCUUAAUCCUCCUCUCCCCUUCCCCUACCCCUUCAUCCUCCUCCUCCCACCCCAACCCCCACCCUACACUCAUUCCAUCCUCACUGCCCCACCUUCACUCAGUACUGCAGCUCCCCUUUUGCUAAUUCAAAUUUCAAAAUUUUAUUUCUGUGGGCUAUUUUGGCCCCUGUUUCAGCUUUUUUCAUAAUUUUACUUGUAAAUGCUGGUCAUCACAUUAACUAUCUAACCCAUUGUAGCUAUACCAGUCAUUUGUCAACCAUGUGUCAUGAGAAUUAACAGACAUAAAAGCUACACUAUGUAAUGACAAAAUUGUGAGAAGGGUAGUUGCUACUCACCAUAUAGUGGAGAUACUGAGUCGCAGAUAGGCACAACAAAAAGCGUGUCGGAAAGUGAACUUUCGGCCAACAAGCCCUUGUCAAAAAUACGUGUGUACACACACACACACACACACACACACACACACACACACACACACACACAAAAAUCAUGCACAUAUAACCACAGUUUCUGGCAGCUGAAGCCAGAAGUUGAGUGUGGCUUCAGCUGCCAGAGACUGUGGUCGUGUGUGUGUGUGUGUGUGUGUGUGUGUGUGUGUGUGUGUGUGUGUGUUUUGUCUAUUUUCAACAAAGGCCUUGUUGGCCAAAAGUUCACUUUCCAACAGUCUUUUUGUUCUACCUUUCUGCGACUCAUUAUCUCUGCUCUAUGCUAAGUAACAACUAUCCUUUCCAUAAUAUUGUUACAGUAUGUAGUGAGUUCUUCAUGUGUGUCAUCUGUGUGAUGUAAUAGUGACAUAAACUUUCUCUAAAAUGUGAUUAUGCCAACAUGACAUUUUAUUAUUAGUUUCAUAAAUGUUCCAUUGCCAUAGCCAAUAACAUGCAAAAACUUGGCUGGUAGAUAUUAAAAAUAACUGAAGGCUUUGUGUUGUUUAGCUCAAUGAAUUGUGGUCUUUUUUUCAGUUUCUUAGUGAUUCUCUCUUUUUUUCCUGUGUGUGUGUGUGUGUGUGUGUGUGUGUGUGUGUGUGUGUGUGUGUGAGAGAGAGAGAGAGAGAGAGAGAGAGAGAGAGAGAGAGAGAGAGAGAGAGAGGAGAGUGUGUGAGUGCUUCAGUGAAUGACCAUGAAUGUGAGCAGUAAUAUAGUAACAUGUGUGUCUUUCAUUGAAAAAAAAGAAAAAAAAAACUGGUCAUUUUGUGUUCAGGUAGUGACCAUUCAAACUUGCUAUAUAGUUUCUCACUUUGAGUUAAAAUUUUGCUUUUGUAUCAAGUAAUACAGUUUUAGAACACAUUUUGUUUAGGAUGUGCUUGUGAUGUACUAUGUUACAGUAGUACAGUGAGAAUAAUUUUGUGAACAGUUACAAAAUACUGCAUUUAACUCAGUGUGCCAGCAGUUAGUCAGUGUUGGACAUUUACACAGAUUUAAAGUGAACCGUGGUGUCAUAUGACUGUUUUAAGUGUUACCAUUUUUUGUUUCUGUUAAUAGAAUAUUAUCCAUAGUAA
Schistocerca serialis cubense is the source of this 7185-nucleotide messenger RNA. Its product is annotated as hormone receptor 4-like. Gene Ontology annotation, biological process: regulation of DNA-templated transcription. The transcript is spliced from 14 exons. The coding region runs from base 603 to 3023 and encodes 806 amino acids. Lineage: Eukaryota; Metazoa; Arthropoda; Insecta; Orthoptera; Acrididae. The record is from RefSeq and is a predicted model, not a curated record. Gene Ontology annotation, molecular function: sequence-specific DNA binding; zinc ion binding; DNA-binding transcription factor activity.